GCUUUUCCUUUCUCGGUGGAGUUUGCAAGUACGAGCGGGUGGAGAACGGGCGUCCAUUUUGCUUCGCCAUAUUGAAUUUGGUCGGACAUCUUUGGACGCCAUGUUUAGUCGGACAUAUUUUAUAAACAUUUUCGCGUAAAUUUGAAAUAUUUUUGAGCCUAAAUAUCGAACUUUUUUUCACUGAAAACUGUGGCACUAGUUGUGAUAAAUAUCACGUUGGAAAAUUCCGUGCCAACGCAUCUGUCCAUAUUUGUCUCCUGGGGGCCGUGGGUGCUUUUGUUACUGGAUAAAUACAGUGAACUAACAAGAUGAUGAACCAGGAGAUAAUGUGUGAAGUGGAGAUAGGCACACAUGGCUCCAUGGUCGAGAUCGAAGGAGACGAUCAGGUGGGAGUUAAGUAUGAAGAGAUAGAAGCCGGUCAAUACGAGGAGUAUAUCACAGAUGAUCAGUAUGAAGAAGUGGAGGAGCAAGUCAUUGGCAUGCAGCACCUCGAAGAAGACUAUUUUAAAAUUUCAGUGGGCAGUGAAGAAGUGAUUCUGCCCGGGAUUUCAGGAGAAGAGGUACUGAAUGCCAGCCCUGAAACACACUAUGAUCCGUUAUAUCCGGCUCCUGCGACUACUAGUACCAGAAGAGGUCGCGGUAGGCCCCGUUCCAACGCGAAUAACAACUCAAAUAAUAUACAGCAUUUGAUGCCCAUUGGCGAGGUCCCAGUAAGCCUGAUGGACGGCGUAGCUGGCCGGGGCCCGGCGCGGCGCUGGGAGCAGAAGCAGGUGCAGAUCAAGACCAUGGAGGGAGAGUUCUCCGUCACCAUGUGGGCCACCGGAGAAGAUGAUGGUGUGUUGUUAACAGAUGACGGAUCUAACCCGGAACCGGAUCCGGACUACACGGAGUACAUGACCGGCAAGAAGAGUAUUCUCGGCGCUGAGACUAUGCCUGGAUUAGAUUUAUCAGAUCCCAAGCAGUUGGCGGAAUUCGCGCGACCAGGACACAAGAUAAGGCUAAAGAAACCUAUGCCUGAAUCUUCAGACAGAACCAUAGCGUGUCCACACAAAGGCUGCACGAAGAUGUUCCGCGACAACUCGGCGAUGCGGAAACAUCUGCACACGCACGGACCACGGGUGCAUGUCUGUGCUGAAUGCGGCAAGGCGUUCGUGGAGAGUUCUAAACUGAAACGCCAUCAGCUAGUUCACACCGGCGAGAAACCUUUUCAGUGCACCUUCGAGGGAUGCGGGAAGCGAUUCUCCUUAGAUUUUAACUUAAGGACGCAUGUCCGUAUCCACACGGGCGACCGGCCGUACGUGUGUCCGUUCGACGGCUGCAACAAGAAGUUCGCGCAGAGCACCAACCUCAAGUCGCAUAUACUCACCCAUGCUAAGGCCAAAUCAAGAAAUUCCCUCUCCCGUAACGGAGGCAAUUCAUAUGAAUCAGCGAGAACCACACCACAAUACGUCCAACUAGAAAUGUCACCCGACGACUCUAACCCACAACUAAUAUUCUACACGCACGAGUGAAGCAAGACAAGACUCUUGAACCAAGCAAGACUCGUUAACCAAGCAAGACUCGUGAACUGUGACGCAAGAAUCGCUCAAAAGUGAUAAAGUGAUGCUAAAAUGUAAAAACAGUGUUUCUAAGUGAUUUAAACAGACACUAGUUAAGUGCUGUGUUAUGAAGCAAGAAAUUUGAAUAAAGCAAGACUGUUGAACAGACUUGUUCGUGAUCAAGUGUACGUAUAUUAUGUUCUUUUUUUUUCUAUUUUAGAAACUGCUUUGGAGUAAACCAAAGGUAUUUUAUGUUAAAUAUUAAUUUUUAGUUUGGCAACACUUGUUUUUAAAGUUGUUUACUAACAAAAUUAAUUAGCAGCACCUCUUUUUAAGUUUUGCACUAUUUGCUACUUUUUAAAAUGAAGUUAAUUUUCUGUAUAUCGUCACAGCUGAGAAUGUUGAUUAUUGUAAAGUAAACAUAUCAAAGAAUAUUAAAAAUGAAAGUAAGACUAAUUUUGGAUCAAUUAAAGAAAUAAAUCACUAGCAUUUUCUGUAAAUAUUAUGUUUCUCUAUUACUUAAAUACAACAAUUUGGUGAUGAGCCUGUUAAGCUGUUUAACUAGCUAUUUUAUGAUGCAAGAAUGAAACUAUAAUGUCGGGUUAUAUUUGAAAUAUGGAACAAGAAUUUUGAAAAGCAGUGGGCUCUCUGUAAUCUGACGCCCCUUGUAAUACAAUAAAAAAGGAAGAAAAAUUCUAAGCUGUGACUAGAAAAUUGCAUUGAAGAACAAUAAUAUUAUACAUUCACAUGUAAACGUAUUUCGUCUUACUGCAAAAACUUAAACAUGUGUCAAACACUUGUCUAAAAGAAGUAUGUCUGCAAAAUGGACUUUAUUUCAACGUCAUAAUCUGUAAUUUUUUUAGAAAAGUGUUAAACUGAUGUUUAAAAGUUUUUGUGGCAAGACGGAUUAUUUCUAUCUUUAUUUUAUUCUAAUGACUUGGCGUGAAAAGUUAAUCGCGAAUAUAAUAUCUCCUUUUUUAAGAAAAUCCUUUUUUAUUAAAAACAAUAUAUAAAUAGUGUGACUAGUAAUUAUAAUAGUGACCUAUACUUGAAAACGUGAUUCUUCUCACAAGAAUCGGUCACAAAUUACCAGUCACACUAAAUAUUUAAAAAGAGGUUUUUCCAAAAUUGAGAUGUCAAUUUGUAAAUUUUGUACCAUAUAAAUGCCAAAAAAUAAUAUUGUAAUAUAAUUUUUAAAUUAAAUUAGGGGGGAAUUCAUAUGUUAGCAUACUUUAUUUACUAUAAAAUUGAGCAACACAUCCACAGAAGUAAUAUUUAGGUACAGAUGUCAUCAUCAUCUGCCUAGCCUUUUCCCAAUUAUGUUGGGAUUGGAUUCCAGUAUAUACUUAUGUAUAUUACAUUUUGAUUCUGAACUUCAUAAUAUUCUACAAAGCACUAUAUUAUGUAUUGUCUUAAAUGCACUGCUAUUUAGAUAUUUCUAUUGAAAAUACCAUGGAAAAGAAAAUGACUAGCGGAGAUGUCAUAACGGAAAAUCUCCUAAGAAAGUAGCGCGACAACAUGCAGGUGUGAGGGGGACGAGGAACGUUACUAGCUCCGCCCUCAUACGCCUUCUAUGGAACCCGCCCAUUUUUCCCAAGCAAACAUGCAAACAUCUAAAUUCAGACCCUCUUCAUUUUGGGAAAUUGGUUAAUAAUUUCAUUGUUUACCAUGAAAUCACCUAUGGUAUGGUAUUUGUCCUACUUAAAUAAGAAAUGUAUGUAUAAUUUACCUUUCACAAAUAGUUACACAAUUCUUUUAUAUUUCUCUAAAACUUAAACAUGUGAAUUCCCCUACGAAUGUAUGCACGCAAAAAUAUUAAAUUAUUUCUAUAUUUUUGACAAAAUUACGUUUCAUCAUAUUUCAUUAUGGGCAAAACUAGGCAGUUAAGAGUUUUUAUUUUACUUUAACUGAUGUUUUACAAUUUUUUUGUAAACAUUAGUUUUUUCUUUAAAAGAACUAUUUAAAAUUGAAAAUUUAAUUAUUUCAUAGUAAACAGUUCUUGAUGUUUCUUUUGUCGGUGAUUUUGGGCUUUGGUCGAUUAUUCGAUUUAUGACUUUAAAAAAUCGAUUUAAUAUUUUUGCUUGCACACAUUAGAGUAAUAUUAUAAUUUCAUUCUUAUAAGUUAAGGAAUUAAAAAGUCGACGCUUCCUCUUACAGAUUAUAAAUGUAAGCAGUAUUUUUUUAUAAUCGGAAGUUUAAAAACAAUAUGUAUUAUAAUAUUUUCCCUUAUCAGACCAGUAGUUUCUGAAAUAGCGAAACUUUCUAGAAAGCAAACUCUUCAAGUUUAUAAUAUUAGCAUAGAUUCACUAUGCAUUUAUACUUGGAAUAUGCUUCCGUAAAAAUUGCGUAAGUCACUUCUGCAAGAAAUGGCUUAUAAGGUUUAAUUUUAGGGUUUACAUUAAAAUUUGUAAAAUCGUGAACAACUUACGUGAGUAUUUACAAGUAUAAAAGCAGCCUUACGCAGCUUUGUUAAUUCAAAAGACACAUUUUCCUUGCAAAAUUGAUCUUGAUUGUAAUACGUCAAAGUUAAAACACAGUCAAAAUACUGCUUACAACUAUUUUCUGUAAAUGUCUUGUAUAAUUAAGGUUUUUUAAAUAAACGACUGAUGUGAUUGUAUAUAUACUUAUUAUUUUCAUGAUUCUGUAAGCGAAUUACUGUGUUUGACUGAAAUAGGUCCUUUUAGAUAUAAUAUAGUCGAAAUUUUAUAAAGUGGCUUACGUUUGAAAAAUGUGUAAGCCAUUUUUGCGAGAAAUAAGUUUAAUUAUACAAUUUUGAAGGUGGAGAAACAAUAAAAAUUGUUUUGAAAAUUGUAUGUACAGAUCAGAGAUAGUUUACCUUUAGUUUAAGUGCAUAUUCGAAUGGAUGGCAUAGUUAACUGGCGGGAACUAGAUAUUGAUUUUGUGAAAUAAUUUAAAAAUCUUUACUGAUACAGGAAAAUUAAAAUUAGUUAAUUAUUUAAUUUAUGGUCAGUUUCACUAGUUACUGAUGAAGUCUAUAAUGAACUUAUCUGACAGGUAAACUGUAACUUUUGGUAUCAAAGGUUCACAAUAUCUGGCAGAUAGCAUUAACUUUCACCGAAUAACUAACUUUAUCGGUAACCAGUGAACUGGGCCUUAAUAUUCUUAUAAAAAUACUUUGUUUUUCAACUAAUCCAGCUUUAAAAUUGUAUAGUUACGCGAACAGUCAAAUGACAGCAAUCGCUUGUACGAGUGAGUUGUCCAUUGAGAUGUGACAAACGAAUAAAGUGUAAAUAUUUAUAUA
Messenger RNA from Helicoverpa zea (corn earworm), 4800 nucleotides. RefSeq names its product transcriptional repressor protein YY1-like (gene PHO). Gene Ontology annotation, cellular component: PcG protein complex; transcription regulator complex. Gene Ontology annotation, biological process: regulation of transcription by RNA polymerase II. The record is from RefSeq and is a predicted model, not a curated record. The transcript has 12 exons. Bases 309 to 1511 code for a protein of 400 amino acids. NCBI's taxonomy places the organism in Eukaryota, Metazoa, Arthropoda, Insecta, Lepidoptera, Noctuidae. Gene Ontology annotation, molecular function: DNA-binding transcription factor activity, RNA polymerase II-specific; RNA polymerase II cis-regulatory region sequence-specific DNA binding.